Messenger RNA from Plectropomus leopardus (leopard coralgrouper), 3394 nucleotides. RefSeq names its product Tax1 (human T-cell leukemia virus type I) binding protein 3 (gene tax1bp3). Gene Ontology annotation, molecular function: protein kinase binding. Gene Ontology annotation, cellular component: cell junction; basolateral plasma membrane. Gene Ontology annotation, biological process: receptor localization to synapse; receptor clustering; cell-cell adhesion. NCBI's taxonomy places the organism in Eukaryota, Metazoa, Chordata, Actinopteri, Perciformes, Serranidae. The record is from RefSeq and is a predicted model, not a curated record.
UUGGUUUCCAGCCAGGGAUCAGCCUGCUGUAACUCACGUAUUAAACUGGGAAGUUGCCCCACUGCCGAAACCCUUUCUUUCCGUGACCUCAACAGCAACCGUUGCGAGUUUCUACGUUUUUUCAGGCUAAACAUCGGAGCGACACCAUGUCCUUCAACCCUGGACAGCCGUUGGCUGUUGUUGUGCAACGAGUUGAGAUUCGUAAAUUGCGGCAGGGAGAUAAUCUAAUCCUGGGCUUCAGCAUCGGAGGAGGGAUUGACCAAGACCCUGGACAGAACCCCUUCUCUGAGGACAAGACUGACAAAGGCAUCUACGUGACCAGGAUAACACCUGGAGGACCAGCAGAAAAGGCAGGCUUGAGGAUGGGAGACAAAAUAAUGCAGGUGAACGGCUGGGACAUGACCAUGGUGACCCACGACCAGGCCCGCAAAAAACUAACAAAGAAGAGUGAGGACGUCGUGCGGCUACUGGUAACCAGGAAAUCGUUGGAGGAAGCUGUCAAACAAUCUAUGGGCGGUUACCCCCGACAGUAACGAGGUGACUCUGCUUUAAACCACAGACUGAUGCAAUAGCCAAGGACCCAACACUCUCACAUAGUGAGACCCUACAAAUUCAGAUGAUGGUGUCACCGUGGCCUUUAUAACUACGUCAAUGCAAAAAUAUCACACGUAGGUGACAUAUCCAGAGUCUGAGUCCGCAGCUCAGUCUGGACAGUCUUCGGACAAUGAGAGGGUGCUCUUUCUCUCCACACACACUUCAGCUCAUCUCAAAGUGAUCUGCUUUACUCUCUAUAUGUCUGUGUAGCACAUGCUUCCCAAAUAUGGAGCAAUUCUAAACUUUCAGACUUUCCUACAAUUCUAAAAUACUUUUAAUCCAGACCUCUUCUUAAAUGAAAGGUUCAGUGAGUGGGAUUUAGGUUGGAUAUAUUGGCAGACAUGGGAUAUAAUAUAAUGUUUUCAUUAGUUUAGAUCACCUGUAAAUAAUAAUCUUUUGUUACACUAUAAUGAGCGGUUUGUAUCUAUGCAGGGAGUGGGUCCUCGUCCACGGAGUUCACCAUGUCGCACCACCAUGUUUCUACCCAGAAAUAACAAACCAAACACUGGCUCUAGAUAGGGACAUUUUGUGUUUUUGCAUCAGCCACUGAAGUUAGCAGCCCCUCCGCAACAAGAGCGUCAAACAAACACUGAUUUUUUGACCUGAAUCUGCUUUGUUCAGUGUUCUUAUCACCAGGUUAGUUUGUUUUGGAGAGGAGACUGGUUUCAGCUGGUGCAAUCUGCAGUCUCCACCACUAGAUGCCACUAAAUCCUACACACUGUCCCUUUACACUAAGAAUUCACUGUCAGAUUUUUUUUUGAAGUAAUGAGUCUAUAGAUCCGCUUCAGCAUCCAGUUAUUGCUGACCUUUUCUCAUGAGAGGAAGUGUUUCAAAACAUGCCGGAUCACAUGAUCCUGACAACAGAGAGCUGAAAUUAGUUUUUUAAAAACGUUUCAUAAAAAAGGGCUUCCUGUCUCCGCACUAUACGUCAGUUUCAAAUUCACGAUAGCACAGCAUUUCUUAUUCAUUCCCACUUUGGAGAUAUUUGCCAAAUGUCCUCAGUCCAUAAUUUUACACGUUAUUUGGGAGCAAUCAUAAAUGUUGAUCCUUUUUCCUACAGCUGACCAAAGUUGGUCUUGAUGGUUUGAAUACAUCAAGAAUGUUCAGUAGUGUUUAUUUUGUCAUUAAUGAGCAUUUCAUCUCAUUUAAAUUAAUAAUGAUUAAUAAAUGCUGUCAUUCCUGUCGAGAAACAGCAUCAAAAAGCCAAAGUAAAAGCCAAGGCGCUGUGACGUGAUCAAAAUAUGAACAGCAGUGUUUGUAGUUAUUUUCUUUUUUUAAAAAAAUAAUCCUUUUUUUAUAAUGGUACAGUACAAAAUCUGUGCAACAAAACACACACGUGUAUGCACAAAGAUUUCCUGCAUGCUACUGUAUGUCUUUUCGCUUAUCAUUAUUUGUGUUUUAUUUAUCUUUCUUUUUGGUUAUGUCUGUGUCUCACGUGUGGGAAAAUAACAUCCUCUCUCUUUCUGCGUCUGCUAAAAUAUCAACAGUUCAAAAUGCACAUUAAGUUACUUAUGUCUCAUACAAAAACAUUCCACAAGCUGGACCUUCUUUUGGAUAACGCCUGUUAUAUCAUUUCAGGUAUGUUCUCUAUCAAAUCAGAUUUUAUUGCAUUCAGCUAAGGAAAGUUGUUAAUUUGCUGCUUUGAUACAAACAACUCUCUAGUUUCACACUGGAAUCAGCUACAUUCAGAGAACGGUCUCAAAAUGUUUUCGAGUUUUUUAAUGUCAAAGACCAAAAGUCAAAACUGUAAAUCUGAACCAAGCAGGAGUGAAUGUUGUUUGAUGUGCACAGCAGCCUUAAAAGAAUGCUCAAUACCACUAAGUGUAAUGAUACCUAUUUGUUUCUGUUUUCUGCAACAUAACAAUGAUUUACUGCCUCUGAUACACUGCAUACUGCAUUAAUAUUGUAGAUGACUGAUUUAGUACUAAUCAUUAACAAUAUUUUGGCUUUGAUUUGCUUGAGGACUAAAAAUAAGAAAAUUACAAUACUAUCUCAUAUCCUUGGGUGAUCUUAUUGACUGUUUUUUUUUGCUAGUAGUUUAUAUAAUAAUAAUAUAUUUUGUAUUUCUUUAAUAAAACCAUAUGAUUUGUAUAACAUUAAUAAUCGUAUCUAAUAAUCAAAUGUGUAACAUGAAAGUUUUCAUUCCAAAAUUAAAUAUCCCAAAAGCUGGUAUAACGCAUUAGGAAGUCAACAUUAUGUUUCUGACAAUAAAAUAGCGUUAAAGGUAGAGCAUGCGUAGAAGUUGUCAAAAUAUGAAAUUAUUGGAGUCAGUUAAACACUUCUACAAUACAACAUUUUGAAUUGAAGCUUUUCAAUACUGAACAAGUGUUUCACAACCUUUUGGGCUUGUGAGCCCGCAUCGACAUAAAUAAUGAACAGUUUAAUCUAUUUUUUGUCCUCAAAUCUUUACAUUUAAAGGACUUUUAGAGGCCUAACAAAGUGAAAGUAUCGAGUAUUUUUCAUGAAAUGAACAAUUGUUUUUAGAAAACCCAGGAAAGAAACAGUUGUGGUUUUUUGUGUUGGGUUUUUUUUAUGUGUUUUUUGUUUAUAUUCCUUUCAUAAUCUUGGGAUCCUUUAUAGGUUCCCCACUCUCAUGUUUGGAACCACUGUUUUACAGGAUUUUCACACCGUAGUACAUCUAGAGAAUAGUGUGAUGUCAGACAAAUCACUUGCAGUACUUCCUGUAUGAAUUAUGAGAGAUUUUGUACAUGUACACUACCAGCAGAGCACAAACUUUGCAUUUGAUUGUAUACAGUUUACUGUAUGAAUGUUCUCAGAUAUAAAAAGACUGAAAAUGAAA